Molecule: messenger RNA, 806 nt
Organism: Photinus pyralis (common eastern firefly)
Lineage: Eukaryota; Metazoa; Arthropoda; Insecta; Coleoptera; Lampyridae
Exons: 2
Coding region: 226-648 (140 amino acids)
Molecular function (GO): odorant binding
Source: RefSeq, a predicted model, not a curated record
GAAAAACCUCACGAAACAAGUGGGGCGUAAUGUUUCUGGUCAAUUGCAAGAGAAAAUUCCGUGUCUAGUUGCGCUGUUUCUAUGCAUCACUCUAUAUCUAGCCGCAAAGUAAUAAAUAAGCGAUUACGCUUAAUCAUACUUUAAAAAAACAGUUCAAGGUCCGUAUUUUUGAAACUAUAUAAGAUAUAUGGGAGGUGACUUAUCAGUACAGCAGAACAAUUCAAAAUGAAGCUUCUAAUACUCUUCGCUCUACUAUCUUCAUCUUUCGCAUCAUGGAAAUUUGACAUGGACCCGGAAAUACUACACGACUGGCUGGGAAUGAUGCAACCCUAUACGGAGCAAUGCCACAAAGAAACCGACGUCGAUAAGGAGAUUGUAUACAACGCGUUCAUGAAGAUGGACCUUCCGGAGGAUUACAAGGAAUUCAAUUGUUUCGCGAAGUGCAUGUACACGCGUCUCGGUUUUUACUAUCCCGAAACGGGGAAGUUUGAUAGGGAGCUGAUGGUGAAGCGAAUUAAAGGUAUGACAAAGCAUAUAGCCGAAGAUUGUUACGAGCAUAGGUAUCAUACUGAGGAAGAGGACAGGUGUAAGCAUAUGUACAAUUCCGUCGUUUGUGCGAUAAAGAAAUUGUCGAAAAUGGUGGACUGAGAUUUGUACUCACGCGAUAAAUAAAUUAUUUGUAACCAUUCAAUAAUGCGUUCAAAUUACUAAAGCAUGCUCUAGGAUUUUAUGAAAAUGCCAAACCAUUGACCAAGGAGUUAGAGCACUACAUGAUGGACUCCGUUGGAAGAUAAUUAGUGAUCUUU